CAAUUCGGUUCGAACGUUUCUCGGUGUCGGAAGUGUGUCGUUGCGCCGUGUCGUGUGGCUUCAAUCUCGGUACGGUGCGGUUCUUGCUCUUCUCGAGUCAGCAGCAGUAGUGUAGUGGGCCAAUUGGAUAACCCCGCGGUUGCCCGCCUCCUAUCACCCUCGCUCGGAGUCCGUUUUGUCGCUGUGUGCGUGUUGUGUCUGUGGUUCUCGGGGGAACAGUGUAGGAAUUUGGUUCCUCCAACAACCCGUCGUGCGUCCCGAGUCGGUUGCGAGAAGUUGUGCCAUUUCCUGUCAAAUUUCAAGAUCUUGGUGAUUAUUGCUUUCUGAUGGAAAACACACGGUUAUAGUAACCGAGUACCUACAACUGGCUAUCGCCAAAUCCACUACUAAUUGGGAUAUUUCCUCGUUGUUGGUGUUCCUAGUUUACUUCAGUCCUCGAGACGAGUUUGGGUCUUCGGUCGUGCUUCCGGAUUACUGCAGUGAUCAGUAGUGGUGCCGUGAUUUAGGAUAACUUUGGAGCUGUUUUCCGGGUGAUUAAUUAGGUGCAUGUGUUGAUUGCCGAAUUCCUCAAGAGGGGAUUAAUCGGAGGGAAUAAAGUAUUCGGGCAGAAUUUGGGAGAAGAAGCUUUGCGACGGAAGUGUGUUGACAGUAGUAGCUGCUGAACCAAAACCAAUACUAGCAUGAACAAGAUGGGCUUUAGGAUCCUGCUGCUGGUGGCCAUCAUUGGUUGCCUCUUGGUGGUGUUGGUGGAUGCCAAGAAGAAGCCGAACAAGUACGGCGAUGGCGAUUUCGAGUUUGUUGAUGAGGAUGAUAAAAUCAGCCAGGACUCUAGCAAACAGCUGCAGCAGCAACAACAACAGCAGCAGCAAAUUCCAGAAAAGAAAAAAUGGACCCACGACCCUUCCAGUGAUCUGUGCAAACCACUCAAUUGCAAAAAGAAAGAGCUCUGUCUGCUGGAAGACGCCUACACCGCAGUCUGUGUCUCCAAGAAGGAACUGCACAAGAACAAAUUCAUGAGCAGCUACAACACACUGUCAAACAGGGAGGAAGUUCUGACCAAGAGCAAGUACCUGGAGGAGGAGGAAGCGAAACGCAAGGCGGAAGAUGCCGAACAAUCCGGAUUGAUUUCGGGUGGUGGCUCCAGCAGUGGCUCCAGCAACAAUGCGGCUGAAACUAGAAGUAUUAGUAGCAGCAACAGCAACGGCAACAAUAUAAACAAUGAAAGGAACGGCAAUUCGGGAGCCGAUUCUCUGGACGGGCUGAUGAAUGGAGCCGGAAGUGGUGCCAGCAGCGGGGGAAGUGAAACCAUCGGCAAUGGCGCGAGUUCCGGUUCGUCGCUGUUGAAUGGGGGAGUGGAUGGGGAUGACCUGAUGCAGCAGGAUCAAGAGGAUCCGAACGACGACGACAGUUCCUCGCAGGACGACGACGUGUUCUACGAUAGCAACGGCGGGGGCGGCGCCGAGAAGGAAGAGGAAGAAAAUUGCAAACCAUGUCCGGUGGUGAAGCCGACAUUCCUGUGCGGAAGUGACAACCGAACGUAUUCGUCGCUGUGCCGGAUGGAUUACCACAACUGCAUCCACGGAAGUGCAAUUAAAGUGAGCUGCAAGGGAUUCUGUCCGUGUAAAGACGCGAACAGCGCCGAGCUGAAGAAGCAACAGCGAAUGGCCGAUCGAAUGAACGCAUUCAACGCCAAGUACCAGCGGACAAUCGAAAGCAACGACAUCAAUGGGAUCCCGUCGCUGGACGGCAGUUCCUCCUCCUCCAGCGCUUCUAAUAGGCUGAAAGAAGAGAAAAACCGGCACUUCAACCACAUCAAUUCGCAGUACACAUUCACCCCGGAGGAUAUCAAGUACGACAACAAGCAUUACAAGUACAUCAAAUACACUUCGUCGUACAAAAAUAAGCCUCAUCAACAGCAGCAAACUCAGCAGUACGAUUCGUUCAACAACAAUAUUAAUGGCAACAACGUCAACAACAAUCUGCCCUCGUCGUCAUCGAGCGGAAUGCGAUCGAGCGAGGACAAACAUAAGAUCCGGGGCUACAACGAUGUGCUGGAUAAACCCGUCGUUACUGGUAAAUCGAUGAAGUCGGCCAACAAUGCGGCACGUUACCCAACGAAAUCGAUCGAGUGCAAGCCACAACAGCUGACGGCCAUCGGCAAUCGGCUGCUGGACUGGUUCUCGGUCAUCAUGGCCGACAGCAAGAAGCGGCGCCAGCACCAGCAGCAGAAGAACAAGAUCCACUUCCCGGCGGCCUGCAAGCUUGAGGCCCGCUGGAUGUUCGGCCAUUUGGAUCUGAACAACGACGGAGAACUGUCGGCCCAGGAGCUGUACGAUCUGGAACACGACCAGAACGAACGGUGUAUCAAGCCGUUCAUCGAUACCUGCGAUCUGGACCAGGACAACACAAUCGAUCCGCGGGAAUGGUGCCGGUGCUUCGAGAAAACCGACCGACCCUGUGCGGCCGUCCGAAGGCGUCUCGGCACCGAUUUGAAUGGAAACGGCUAUGCUCCGGACUGCGAUGGACAGGGAUUCUACAAACCAACUCAGUGUCAUCAGGCCGUUGGAGUGUGCUGGUGCGUGGACAAGCAUGGCGUUGAAUUCGCCAAUACGCGUACCCGAGGCAAGCCCAACUGUGACGAAAUCAUCACCAAUGCCAGCACGCUCACCAGCGACGAUGAGGACACCGAGGAUUCGGACGACGACGAUGACAGCCAGGAGGGCAGUGCUGAUCGACUUUUGGUGUUCUAAGGAGUGUUCGUAAACCGGGGUUGGGUGGAGUGAAAGUAAUAAACGAAAAAGUUCCAACUUUAGCUGCUACAGUUUUUUGGUCCAACGAUCGCCCUCUCCCCAAAUCCUACAACAUUGAUGGUGGCAUGAAGAGAAGUUUCAACCGAGCCAGGGUGGGGAGACAGAUGUCCGCGAAACCAGUCGAUAAAGAUGUUCUACUUCCUUGCAAAUGUUUUAAGUUGGUUCCGCUUAAAGUUUGUGCUGAUACAUAUAUUUUACUCCGAAUUCGAUAACCGGACAGAGAAAGAACUCGAAAGAUACGAGAGAGUGUGGAAAAAAAUCCUGUGAAUCUUCCAUCCGGAUCGCGUAAUCAAGAAUGAAAAAGUUUUCAUUUCGACUGGCCAUCGAAUGCGCCCCAAUGAAGUACACAUUUUCUUUUAUCAGACCUCCUGCAAAGAAAACAAAAAAGUUUGUUCUCAGAAAAAUGGGUCUAAUUUGAUUAACUGCAAAAAUCUACUUCCAUAAAAACUUAUUUACAAAACUUUACAGGACAUGAUCAGUAUUCUUUUAUUCCUACGAAAAGUAAUAUUUUUAAUCCAUACAAAACUCUCUUUAGAUCUUAUCAAUUCGAAAUCUGUAGAACGUUUGAAAGUAAGCGAGAAUCGAAGUGAAAACUACACAGUAUCAAUUCAUCGGAAAUUGAAAGUAGCUAUAAUUGAAUUUAAACAAAUGAAAAAAAAGCAACACAACAACAACAACAAGCACUUUCUCUUAAUUAUAGAAAUUUCCCGUCCUUUCGAUAAGCGUCUGAAGUAAAACAAGAACAAAAAAAAAGUCCUUAUAAUCUGAUUAUUAAGUUUGUAGUUUGUAUUGUAUUAUUCCUGUCAUGACGAAGCAGCGAUAAAUGUGUUUAACAAUAUGGAAGCGUCGCCCUAAGGGUUAACUCGGGGCAAAAAGACAGCGAGGACGAGAAGAAACAAGAAAUAAAAAUACAAAUGGAGAAACUUUAACGUGAAUUAAAAGAAAAAGGGAAAGAAAGGGCGAUCGAACGAUUGAAGGGGAGGGCUAGGGUGUGUUCUGCGAAAAGGUAAUCCACUUUUCGAUUUACCGAUACCAAAUUUAAGACAAACACUCAAAUUUAUGAUAAAAACUCAAAAUUAGAGCAAAACUCCUAAAUUAUACGUGAAAAAUGGAACCAGAAAUUCCAUUUAAAAAUUUCUACUAGGAAUUCAUUCAGGAAUAAUUAGGUAUUCAGAAUCCGAUUAAAAAAUUGUACUUCAAUAAAAACCAUCUGAAUUUCAAUCACAAUGACUAGGACUUCAGAUUCCAUCGUACCUAUUGCGAUAUUUUUCUGGAACUAAGAUCACAAAUACUCAUACAACUAGCCUUACUAAUCGGUCGUUCGUCCGCCAUUUCUUCACCAACAUUUGUCGUCGUUGGUCAUAAUAAUUGUAAUGUUUAUGUUAUUGUGUUAUAAAGAGGUAAAACUGAGAUGAACAUAGAAAUUCAAUCCUAUUAAACAGUACCAUAAUUACCAAUUUGAUAAAAAGAAUAAAUCCCAGAAAAAACGUAAAAAAAAUAUUGUUGUAAAAAGCCUUAUUUUUGAAUGUAAGGAUACAGUUUAAACAUCUAAUAUAAAGAAAAAGUGAUUUACGGAGAAGGGAAAACAUUACUUCGACAAAUUAAGUCCAUUCCAAAACAAAACAACAAAACCAUGAAAAUCAACAACACGUUCACUUGAGUAAUCGUAGUAGGCCAUCAGUAUUUAUAUAGUAAUGUUUAAGCAGUAAAAAAGAAGGAGUAAAAAAGCAAACCAUACAGCGCUAAAACCAAAUGAAGCAAAGCAAAACAAAGCCAACCAACCACAUUCAAUUACACGUCAAAUGAGAAAUAGAAAAAUCUAGCUAAAUCGAUAUUUUAGAAUGUCUCAAUAGAAAAAAAAAAUCAACAAAACGGAUAAAAUGCACUGCGCUUUCAAUGUUCUAAAAUCAAAACAAAAAAAAAAUAGCUGAGCAACCAUUUCGAUGAAACUGCAAAAAUAUGUGAUGUAAAACCUGCUCCACCAUCUUUUUCAAAAACCGUCAAAACACUCGAUCACCCAAAAAGUGAACAGCACAUGUUAUCGCAUUUGGGUGAGUUUUAAGAAGAAGAAAACCAGUAAGUAUAACUAUUUUGUUGUCAGCCAGUAUUAUAACAGUCGUAAAACAGCUUCCUAAAGAAAGAAACAACAAAAAUAUUACUAAUUUUUAUAGAAAAGGAUACAUUUAAGCCACGCUGAGAUACAAUAGAAUGAAACCAUGCCAGCAUGUAGCAAGAGUUAACAAACUCGUAAGACAGCAGAAAAACUAACAAGCAAAGCAAAGACGUAGAACUGAACAGCUUAAACCGAAAGAAAGCUAAUUUUAGUAGGCAAUCAAAAUGUAAAACACUUACGCAACUUUGACAUUUAACAUAAACACACAAACAGCAAUGAAAAACAAAAAAAAAUGUCAUUGCAAGGAAGGGAGUUUCCAAAUUUUUCACACAACAAAAAACCCCAAAACGAAAUAAGCUGAAAACAAUUUCAAAAAUUGAACAUUCCAAUCGAAGCGACAAACACUUCAAUACACCUUUUUGAUAUGACUAAACUCCAAAGAUAGAUUAAAGUGUUCGGGGUUGCUACCCUGCUGCAGCUUCUUUGGCGAUCAGAAUAAUAAACGAAUGAAAUGAAAUGAAAUGAAUAAGAAAAAAAGAAAAUCAUUCCUACAAUCACACAUAAAACACGAAAAAACUACACACAUUAUAACUCGUUUGACAAUUUAGUAAACUUAAGCAUUUUAAUGGAAGGUCAAGCUGCAGUAAUCAAGAACAGGAAGCAAAUAAUAAUGAAAAAUAAAAACAUUGACAUCUGGUAAGGUACGAACAAUA
Molecule: messenger RNA, 5636 nt
Organism: Uranotaenia lowii
Lineage: Eukaryota; Metazoa; Arthropoda; Insecta; Diptera; Culicidae
Gene: Cow
Product: proteoglycan Cow
Exons: 11
Coding region: 681-2750 (689 amino acids)
Biological process (GO): establishment of protein localization to extracellular region
Molecular function (GO): protein binding; calcium ion binding
Source: RefSeq, a predicted model, not a curated record